AUGAAUCCAUACCAUCCUGACAUGUGUAACCUCCUGAAAGAUUUUGGGGCCAUGACAGAAAAAGUGAAAUCUAUGGAAACAAGACUGAAGGAAACUGAAAUCCGCCUAAAGGAGACAGUAACCAGGCUGAAAGACAGCGAAAACCAAAUUUUGGAGCUGCAAAGCAAAGCUUCAGGUGUCUUUACAGCACCUGUUGCAGGUGUUUAUUACUUUACCAUCUUCUAUCACGGUGGAAGAAGCUAUUCACAUUAUCUGCGUAUUUUCAAGAAUAAUGAGAUGACGGUCAUAACAGCUGAUCAUAAGACAGAAGGAGAUGGAGCUGAUAACGGAGGAAACGCUGUGUUCCUGCAGCUGCAGCAAGGAGACCAAGUGUAUGUGAGCAUGGCUGCAAACUGUUAA
Molecule: messenger RNA, 399 nt
Organism: Oreochromis aureus
Lineage: Eukaryota; Metazoa; Chordata; Actinopteri; Cichliformes; Cichlidae
Product: collagen alpha-2(VIII) chain-like
Exons: 2
Coding region: 1-399 (132 amino acids)
Molecular function (GO): protein binding
Source: RefSeq, a predicted model, not a curated record